Molecule: messenger RNA, 429 nt
Organism: Closterium sp. Naga37s-1
Lineage: Eukaryota; Viridiplantae; Streptophyta; Zygnematophyceae; Desmidiales; Closteriaceae
Source: the annotation of a GenBank genome assembly
AUGGGCUUCUCCAGGCUCUUCGGCGGGCACGAUCAACCCAAGGCAGCUGGAGCGAAGGAAGCAUCCAGUACGAAAGGUGUUGGCGUUGACGUGCCGUACUGGAAGAAGCUUCCAAGGAGAUACGAGCAGCUGAAGCGCAAGGCGGCGGAGUUACGACGGCGGAGGGAGCACCAGGAGAAGCGCGCCAAGCAGCUGGCGCUGCAGCGGGAACGCGCGCAGCAAAAGGCGAAGGAACGGCAGCAACGAGAGAGGAAACCAGUGAAGUCGCAGGCGCAGCAACAGCAGCUGACGCCUAGCACGAGAAUGGACAUUUGCGAACAGGAGUGCCUUAGAAAGCCUGGUAACGAGCAUGCUUAUAUGGAGGAUCUAAUGAGCCCUCGCAGUGUAUGUGAUAGUAAUCGUGCUAUGGAGCACGGUCAGGCAGCUUAG